AUGCGCAUUGUUCCGGUGCGCAACGAGGCCAAGCCGCCAGGUGAACCGCUUGCAGUGCUCGGAGUUGCCCCGGAAGUCCCAUUUUCUACCGCUCAGACCAGUUCGCGCGUUGCCAGCAUGCUGGACCCGCAGUCGGAGCAUUUGUACGAGCUCCAAUUGGCGCAACCUCUACCAAGCUUUGACCUCAACAAGACGCUGGUGUCCAAGAUGUUGCCGGCAGAGCUUCACAACCGACUGAACCAAGUGAUGCACCGUUUCCUCAACUCCUUUCUGGUAGCGCUCUUCCGGUUCAGUCUGCUCUGCUUCGGUUGUUUGCUUUUCGUGCCGACAAAGUUCAUUAUGCCGGUGGUGCCUGUCAUGGUUGCGGCUAUCGUGUUACCUCCCGUGAUCUUCGUGACCUUCUUCUCGCUCGAUGUGCUCGUGUUGCUGGCCUACCACUACGAGUUCUGGUUCGUUUCGACGCUCAACACGCUCAACUGGGUGGCGCUAGGCGUCAUUUUCGGAGACAUUCGAGCCAUUUCAUGCGUCGGACUGUGGCUCAGUUCGCAGAGCGUCGUGCUCAUUGACUCAAACUUCCGGACAUUCCCGACCGCCGUCAAGUCCAUUAUGAUCAGCGGCCCGUUCCUUAUAGUUUUGGUCGUGUGCUGCUCGUACAAUCUCGUGGUCGACGCCAGCUUUCCUUCUAUCAGGAUAGGGACUUUGGUGCUGCAGUCGCGCCAAGUUAUUGUCUUCACGGCGUCAACUCUGUCGGUGUUCGUGGUCAAGAAGGCCUUCGCGAAGAAAAAUCGACUGAAGAAGCGUCUUCAAGAUCGAGAAGCUGACCCAGAGGCAGCGCAAGGACGACACACCAUCCCUUGCGUCGGUCUACACGCACGACUAAAGCUGAAACAUUUGAAAGCAAAACCCCGCGUAGGAUCAGCAAGCUUUAGCGUAUCAGCCGUGAGGCUGACGGAUCAACAAACUACAAGUGACACGUCAAACACCCAAAACCUGAAACUCGCUCCCCAUGACCCGUUCAUUGUGGACUCGAGGAACGUGGUGCUACCUGGGCGUCUUCUGUGGUGGAUGAAAGCUCCAUUCACUCUGAUAGCUGUGUACAUUGCCGGCGUGAUAGGACUCAGCGCUACAGCGAUUGCCUGGGUGGUGAUUCUGUACCACCAGGAACACCGGCCAACUGAUCAGCUCAAACUUAUCGUCUCCUCUAUCGCUGCUGUAUUCUCUCUCGCAUUCACGUUCGUGUUCGUGUCGCUCGCUCAACGAAAUCUAGUCCGCUUGGUUCUGUGGAACUUUGACGUGCUCUUUUCGACGUUCCAAGGUACGGCUCUCGCAGUAUGUCUGCUGGAUCUGCUGCGCUGGCAGACCUCGUCCUGCCUUGCGGUUGUUGCUUGGUGGCUCUGGUUUCACUGUCUGCUCGUGCUCGACGCACUUACCCCAAGUCUGACACGGAAGCUGCAUAUUCGCAAACAUUUCGGACUACCAGCAGUUAUUGUAGUGCUGGCCGUCGCCGCUGGCUGUGCUCUAGAACUCAUCCUAGGCGACGAAAGUGUCUUCUCGUCGCGGCUGCUUUGGAGCGUACACGUGGUAGGAGGCACCGGUUUCGAUCUACACACAUCAACGUUAGCAGUUCAACGCACAAUUACGAUUGUGGGCUGGUUUCCUCGGCUCCUAGUGGAGCUAGCUACCGGGAGUCCGGAGCAAUUGCUGUUUCUUCAUCGGCAUGUCGAAUACUUUAGUCCAUACGCGACCUUUUCAGAUCCAGCACCAACGGGGGUGGUGGAAGAUGCACAGAAGCGAAGUGUUUCGAGGUGUUGGCGGCGACGACAAGCAAAAGAUUCUGUCCCGGUAGUGGAGGCAAAUAGUGGUCGUGUUGAUAGUAAAAUUACCGCGGACGCUAUUGGAGGGCUAUUUUGGAAAUCUACUUGCACUCGUCAAUGUGUCCUGCCACUGCGCCGACUGCAUUCUCUUCCUAAUGUUCGAUCCAGCUCGAGAGCGCUUCGCCGAAGCCUACGUAUCGCCCCAGUCCCCUCUGUCAAUUAUCCAGGGGGCCCAAAAUCCACUCAUCUUGACGUCGUAGCAGGUACUGUUGCUAUUGCCAACAGACUCGAGCGUCAACUACAAAGAGCAACACAGUCAGAUGCAACGGGGUUGUAUGAACUACAGUCAGCGCAGACAUUGCCAGUCGUCAGCAUAUCCAGAACACCCGCGUCAGCUCUUCUGCCAGGUGGAGCGUAUCAGUGGUUUGAGAGGACCAUGCAUCGCUUCACCCCGAUACUUUUGACACUGUUUGGCAUCAGUUUGGUAUCGUUUGCUGGCUUGCUGUAUGUGCCCUCGACAAUUGUCCGUCCAUGGAUCCCUCUCUUCUUUGUGGUUUCAACGCUUCCUCCAGUAUUUUUCGCGUCGUUCUUCUCGAUCGACAUCCUCUGCCUGUUGCCUCGAUAUUACGAGUUCUGCUUCAUCUCAGUUCUCAACUUCCUCACGUGGUUUGGGCUAGGCGUGAUCUUCGGUGACUUGCGUGCUCUUACAGGUUUCACAUUAUGGUUCAAUUUCCAGACGGUGGUGACUAUCGAUGCGAACUUCCGGACAUUCCCUGCCGCCGUAAAGUCCACAAUGAUCGCUGGCCCAGCAAUGAUAGCCCUCGUCGUGUGCUGCGCUUACAGUCUCGUGGUGGACUCGAGCUAUCCGACGCUUCACAUCGGCGUUAUGCCCUUCCAAUCUCGCCAAGUCGUUGUCUUCACGGCCUCGACGAUCGCCGUCUUCAUGUUCAAGAAGGCCCACACUAAGCGUCAGCGCAUGGAAAUCCGUCUCCAUGACCGGAGGAACAAUCCAGCUCCAACGCCUGGCCGACAUACUAUCCCCUGCGUUUUGAUACUGGCACGGGUGAAACUUGGGCUACGCGAUUCAGCACCCGCCUCCGUAUCAGUGCCAAACACAACCAGCAAUUUAUUACGAGCUCAACAACUGCAACUGGCGCCGACUAAAGCUCUAGUCGUGGACGCAACGAAAAUUCUGCUCCUUGCUCAUUUAUUAAAGCGGUUGAUCUCACCUCGCGAAAACAUUGCGCUGUAG
Molecule: messenger RNA, 3066 nt
Organism: Phytophthora sojae
Lineage: Eukaryota; Oomycota; Peronosporomycetes; Peronosporales; Peronosporaceae
Exons: 3
Coding region: 1-3066 (1021 amino acids)
Source: RefSeq, a predicted model, not a curated record